AUGGCUGAUUUCCUUUUGAAGCAUUUGGGAGAUGGAAAUGAGAGCCCCAAGCUAUUUCCUUCUUCUCUUCUGGAUAACACAAAAGAUUACCAAGUGAAAAAAAGAUUAGGGAAUGGAAGUCAGUACAAGGAGAUUACCUGGUUAGGCGAGAGCUUUGCGCUUAGGCAUUUCUUUGGGGAUAUUGAUGCUUUGCUUCCUCAGAUUACUCCAUUGCUAUCUCUUUCACACCCAAACAUUGUAUAUUACCUCUGCGGAUUCACGGAUGAGGAGAAGAAAGAGUGUUUCUUGGUCAUGGAACUGAUGAGGAAAACCCUUGGAAUGCACAUCAAAGAGGUAUGUGGUCCUAGGAAGAAGAACACUCUCUCCCUCCCGGUCGCGGUUGAUCUGAUGCUUCAGAUAGCUUUGGGUAUGGAAUAUCUUCACUCGAAGAGAAUAUACCACGGAGAGUUGAAUCCAUCAAACAUUCUUGUCAAACCAAGAAGUAACCAAUCCGGAGAUGGGUAUCUGCUUGGGAAGAUUUUUGGGUUCGGGUUGAAUUCUGUCAAGGGAUUCUCUAGUAAAAGUGCUUCUUUGACGAGUCAGAAUGAGAAUUUUCCAUUCAUAUGGUAUUCUCCAGAAGUUCUAGAGGAGCAAGAACAGAGUGGAACUGCAGGAAGCCUUAAGUAUAGUGAUAAAUCUGACGUGUAUAGCUUUGGGAUGGUUAGCUUUGAGCUUCUGACAGGUAAAGUACCAUUUGAAGAUAGCCACCUGCAAGGAGAUAAGAUGAGUAGAAACAUUAGGGCCGGGGAGAGACCGCUUUUUCCAUUUAAUUCACCAAAGUUCAUAACAAACCUGACAAAACGAUGCUGGCAUGCUGAUCCCAAUCAGCGUCCAACUUUCUCAUCGAUAAGCAGAAUUCUCCGGUAUAUCAAACGGUUUCUAGCUUUGAACCCGGAAUGUUACAGUAGUAGCCAACAAGACCCGUCCAUUGCGCCUACUGUGGAUUACUGCGAGAUCGAGACAAAGCUAUUGCAGAAGCUUUCUUGGGAAUCUACAGAGCUAACCAAAGUUUCACAGGUUCCUUUUCAAAUGUUUGCAUAUAGGGUUGUGGAACGGGCAAAAACGUGUGAAAAGGAUAAUCUCCGGGAACCAUCGGAAUCAGGAAGUGAAUGGGCUUCGUGUAGCGAGGAUGAGGGUGGGGCAGGAUCAGAUGAGCAGUUGUCAUAUGCCAAGGAAAGAAGAUUGUCAUGCUCCUCAAAUGAUGUUGGUAUGAGCAAGAAGCAGGUUUCAAAUCUUCUGAAAAGAGCUUCUAGCCUGAAACCAAUUCAAAAACCAGGUGAGAUUAUCAUCAGCCAAUAUAUAUAUAUAUAUAUAGGCUCCCUAACAAAUAUGAACUUGGUUACUUGUACUAAUUUUUUUGUUUUGUGUCACUAG
Messenger RNA from Arabidopsis thaliana (thale cress), 1413 nucleotides. RefSeq names its product Protein kinase superfamily protein. The record is from RefSeq and is marked reviewed. Gene Ontology annotation, molecular function: ATP binding; protein kinase activity. The transcript has a single exon. Lineage: Eukaryota; Viridiplantae; Streptophyta; Magnoliopsida; Brassicales; Brassicaceae. Bases 1 to 1413 code for a protein of 470 amino acids.